AUGUCGGACGUAAACGAGCCUACUAACCAACCUCCAGUGGACACCGAAGCCUCUACCAAGCCUCCUCUCGAUACCCGGAUAGGAAAGGACUCACCAUUCACCUUUGGACAACGGUUUUUGGAGAAAGAUGAAGAUGUGUUCAACCACAAUGCCUGGGAUCACGUUGAAUGGGGUGAAGAACAAAUCAAGGAUGCUCAAGAACUCAUUUCCAAGCAAUACGACCACCCGGUAAAGGACUUCGACAAGGCACUCUACAAUGCCAACCCAGCCAAAUAUUGGGAUAUCUUUUAUCGUCAUAACCAAGAGAACUUCUUCAAGGACCGUAAGUGGCUCCAGAUCGAGUUCCCUGAUCUUUAUCGAGUCACAGCUGAAGGAUACACCGAACCUACCACCAUUCUUGAAAUUGGAUGUGGUGCUGGGAACACUUUCUACCCGGUUUUGUCUCAAAAUAAAAACCCUAACCUUAAAAUCCAUGCUUGUGAUUACCUGAAGGUUGCUGUUGAUCUUGUGCGGGCCAACGAGACAUAUGAGCCUAACAAUGCCAAGGGGAUUGCCCAUGCCUCUGUGUGGGACUUGGCCAACCCAGAGGGUCAACUUCCAGAAAAUUUGGAGGAAAAUUCUGUAGAUAUUGUCAUUAUGAUUUUUGUAUUUCUGGCCCUUCAUCCUGACCAAUGGAAACAAGCCGUUCAUAACUUACAGAAAUGUCUCAAGCCAGGUGGUCAAAUCUUGUUCCGUGAUUAUGGAAGAUAUGAUUUGGCUCAAGUUCGGUUUAAAAAGGGAAGAUUACUUGAUGACAACUUUUACAUUCGUGGUGAUGGAACCAGAGUUUAUUUCUUCACUGAAGAUGAACUCAGACAAAUUUUCUGUGGAGCUGCUGUUAAAGGUGAGUCUGAUGAGGCAUUGGUGGAACCUACCGGGCCAUUUGUAGAGGAAAAAAUUGCCACUGAUAGACGUCUUUUGGUCAAUAGAAAGAAACAUUUGAAGAUGUACCGUAACUGGCUCCAAGCGGUAUUCAAAGUUCCAAACUAG
[Candida] anglica is the source of this 1029-nucleotide messenger RNA. NCBI's taxonomy places the organism in Eukaryota, Fungi, Ascomycota, Pichiomycetes, Serinales, Debaryomycetaceae. The record is from the annotation of a GenBank genome assembly.